Molecule: messenger RNA, 2355 nt
Organism: Colossoma macropomum (tambaqui)
Lineage: Eukaryota; Metazoa; Chordata; Actinopteri; Characiformes; Serrasalmidae
Gene: casq1a
Product: calsequestrin 1a
Biological process (GO): regulation of skeletal muscle contraction by regulation of release of sequestered calcium ion
Cellular component (GO): sarcoplasmic reticulum lumen
Molecular function (GO): calcium ion binding
Source: RefSeq, a predicted model, not a curated record
GGGGUUUCAUGAGGGCACAGGACUUAGUCUCAUUCUGUUCUGGGCGUCAGCGAUUACAAGCCCUGUAUACACUCUUUUUUUAAUUUUUUUAUUUUGCUUUCUUUUGACUUCUUUGGAUUUAUUACCAUUCAUGCUAAACACCUGGCCAUGAAGUGGAAUCUGGUCAUCUCAUUGUUCCUGUUGUCUUUUGGACAGCUGUCAUGGGGUCACGAGGGCAUGGUCAUCCCUGAGUACGAUGGAAAGGAUCGUGUUCAUAACCUUAACGUUAAGAAUUAUAAAUCUGUCAUGAGAAAGUAUGAUGUAAUGGUAGUGUACUACCAUGAGCACGUCGGGUCCAGCAGAGUCUCGCAGAAGCAGUUUGAGAUUGAGGAGCUGGCUCUGGAGCUUGCUGCCCAAGUUCUAGAGGACCUUGAUGAUGAAGAUAUUGGAUUUGGCUUACUUGAUGAGAAGAAAGGCAGGGAUGUCGCCAGGAAAUUAGGUCUGGAGGAGUCUGACAGUAUCUAUGUCUUUAUUGAGGAUGAAGUAAUUGAGUAUGAUGGAGAACUUGCUGCAGACACAUUGGUGGAGUUCAUCUAUGAUGUAAUAGACGAGCCAGUCGAGAUCAUUGAUAAUGCCAAUGAAUUGAAGGGCUUCAAAAGUCUUGAAGAGGACAUGAAAUUAGUCGGGUACUUUAAGAAUGUGAGGUCUGAACCCUAUAUGGUGUUCAAGGAUACAGCAGAAGAGUUCCAUCCUCACGUAAAGUUCUUUGCCACCUUUAGUUCAAAGAUUGCUAAGAGUCUAAAUCUAGACAUGAAUGAUGUGGACUUCUAUGAGCCCUUCAUACACAGUCCUUUCAGUGUCCCUGGAAAACCCUACUCUGAGGAGGAUCUGGUCAACUUUAUCGAGGACAAUAUUAGACCAACCCUGCGGAAGCUGAAGCCACACAACAUGUAUGAGAUCUGGGAAGAUGAUAUAGAUGGAGAGCACAUCAUUGCUUUUGCUGAGGAAGAUGAUCCAGAUGGAUUUGAGUUCUUGGAGAUCCUAAAGGAGGUAGCAGAGGAUAAUUCAGCCAAUCCAAACCUCAGCAUCAUCUGGAUUGACCCUGAUCAGUUCCCCCUGCUUGUCCCCUACUGGGAGAAGACCUUUGACAUUGACCUGUCCUCACCUCAGAUUGGUGUGGUGGAUGUUGAAGAUGCUGACAGUAUAUGGCUGGAGAUGGACGACCAUGAUGACAUGCCAACACCUGAUGAGCUGGAGGACUGGCUGAUGGAUGUUCUGGAGAAUGAAAUUGACCCUGAUCAUGACGAUGAGGAUGAGGAGGAGGAGGAGGAUGAUGAUGAUGAUGAAGACGACGAUGAUGACGACGAUGAUGACGACGACGAUGACGGCGAUGAUGAAGACGACGACGACGAUGAUGAUGACGAUGAUGAUGACGAUGAUGAUGAUGAUGAUGAUUAGUCCAGUGACUAUGAUGGUGAACUUGACAAAAAAAACAACAAACUAAAAUACAGUAUAAGCAUUUCUACCCACUGUCCAAGAUUGAUCAGAAGGCUGUUUAAUGACCUAUGUAUCAUUUUUUAUCAUUUGAAAUAAUGGUGCUUUCCUGAAACUGAAAUUUCUCAUAUUUUUACCAUCCCACAGUCAAUAGUAUCCUAAAAGUAGGGCUGGGACCACUUAUCAGUUAACAAAAUCUAUUGAUGAUGGCCCUAAAAUGUAUCAUUUUUUCUUUACAUUUUGUGAAGUUCUGUGCACCGAUCCGUGAUCUAAAACUCCAGGCCUGGUUUUACUUCAUUUACACACACUACAUUGAGUUCUCCUGAGUAACUGUUGUUUAAUGUUUAGUCAUUGUGAAGUCUUUUCACAAGAGUUGAUUUUCACAGAUUAAAUGCACUGAGACCUUCACAUCUAGUCUGAUGUACGUUUUUAUUUAAAGUCAAGAAUGCAUGAAGAAGAUGCAGAGGACAAUGUUAAUGUCUGCAUUUUCAAGACUUGACAUGCCAUUUUUUGGCUUUGAAACCUGGACUUGGUGUGAAAAGGCCUUUAGGCAUUAUGUCCCCUCUAGACAAUGUCUAUGUCAUAGAUACAGAAUAUGUAACUAACUAUUGUCCCAGCCAUCCCUACAAUGUAUAGCUCUAUAACAUUGAAACUAUUCUGAUUUACCUUUGUGGUAUUCCAUAAUAAUAAUAACAUAAUAAUAAUAAUAAUAAUAAUAAUGAGUUUGAAUUUGUACAGCCCCUUCCUCAAACUCAAGGCCAAAACCAGACAAAGAUGGGUUCCCCUUGUCUCCUCUCAGUGAGUCUGGAUCCAGGAUUCUGUAAAGCUGCUGACAACGUCUGUUGCAAAAAUUGCUACUCAAAUAAAAUUUAUUCGAAAGCA